AGGACGUGCCUGACGUUUCUCGGGACGUGUGUAUCUGUCGAAGACAGAAAGAGAGGGAUACGUGAGAGCCCGGGUCGCCUGCUCAUGCUCCUCAUCACACCACGGCCUGUUCACGCGAAUGCCGAACGACUGCCAGUCAUGAUCUCCGCUAAGACGCGAUAUUUUCUACUGAACACACUUUGCCUGCUAUGCAACCUCGUGGUCACAACGUACGCCCGGUCCUGGGACUUGGCCGUGGUGAUCGGUAACGAAAUCGACUUUUUCGCGCGUAACAGUACACGUAUGGGCCAUGCUAGUAUCGGAGAAGCCACUGCCCUGACCGGAGUAACGUACGAUGACACCACUCGAACGAUGUAUUUGUCUGACGUAAGGAACAACGUGUCUAUAUUCAGCAACGACCUCACGGAGAGGAAUUUCACGUCAACGCCCCUAUUGAAGAAAGAGAACGGAAUGCAUGUCGUCGGCGUCGUUUUCGACACGCCGUCGCGCACUCUGUUCUGGGCCGACGCCUUGAAGGAUAUUAUUGCGAAGAUGCACGUACCGGUGAACGGCGAACCAGGCGUUCCUGUCGUUUUGCACAAUCUCACCGGGAGCAGCCCACGUGGCAUCGCCCUCGACGUGUGUAACAGCCGCAUUUACUGGCCAAACAGUAACACCUCAAAUCCCAGUAUCGAAUGUUCUAAUCUUGACGGGAGCAAUCGGAUGAUUGUCAUCAAAGAGAAUCUAUAUGAGCCCUUAGCGGUGGCAAUUGACCACGCGGAACAGAAGCUAUACUGGAUAGAUGAUGUCGAAGGGAUCCAUUUCAAGAUCGAACGCAGCAACUUGGACGGCAGUCAGCGAGAAUUAUUGGUCCAUAAACAGAAUCAACAGCCGAUUUAUCUGGCUGUAGAUAACGAGUCGAUAUACUGGUCUGAUUGGGUAUACAGGGCGGUCUGGACCAUACCAAAAAACAUCAAGGCUGGAGAUCUUCCGUCCAUGUUCAAAUCGUACUACUCCAAAAAGGACGCCGAUCCGGCCGGAAUAGUGACACGCGACAACGUCGGUCAGAUCGAUUGCACGACGAUCCUGUCGAUGAAAGAGGAGAAACCGGACCUGUUGGUGCCUGUUUUACGACCGCAGCCCGAAACGUUCAAUAAUCUAACUACCAGCACGGAGGAAUCGGACUUGACCACCGAGAGCUCCAAAUACUGCCUAAAUGGCCAUCUGAAUAAAACUACUAAUACAUGCCGAUGCAAAAAAGGAUUUACUGGAUCUUUUUGCGAAAUAUCUCUCUGUCACAAUUACUGCCUCCGUGGUAAAUGUACUGUAAACCAUCACGGACUUCCUGAAUGCAAAUGCGCGAACACGUUUAGCGGUGACCGCUGCGAGACAGAUGUUUGCAAUGACUACUGCCUUUACGACGGCGAGUGUUCCGUCCAAGAUGGAAGACCAUUUUGUAGGUGUAAAUAUACCAAAGGGACUCGGUGCGAAGAACCGAGCGACAUCGAGGAGAUCUGCGCGAUUUAUUGCGCAAGCGAUCGCGUUGGAUCACCUAGUAUCAGCGUAACGUCGUGCAGGUGCGCAGAUUCUAAUCAAACGGCCGAAAGAAUUACACUCACCAACAGUUUCCAGAAUGGUAUUCUGUUACCAAUAUUCAUAGCCUUCACUAUUCUAUUUCUUGUAAUGAUCGCCGUACUUAGUUAUUAUAUAAAUAAAUUACGGAGGCGACCACGAAUCAAGAGGCACUAUGUGGUCAGCAAAGGCGUUACGCCGCUCACAUCCCGACCGCAGAUACCGGACAAUCAGUGCGAAAUUACCAUAGAGAAUUGCUGCAACAUGAAUAUCUGCGAGACUCCGUGUUUCGAACCAAAAUUACGAAAUGGUGUGUCAAAGAGCAAUAAUAUGAAAAAGGAAGAGAAGAAUUUCUUGUUGGAUGAUAUGGAAGGUAAUUCGUGCUAGCAUAUGCUGCUCUUGUCUCGUCGCAUGAAAUGGCGAAAACUCUGCACGAACUCUGCACCGCGUCGAAGAGCGUAUUCGCGGGACUGUUCCGCGUCUAUAUAUAAUAUGGCGGCGAACAUUAGUAUUGUUGUUAAGUUUGAAAAUCCGUGUUGAUGGAAUGCGCACGAGCGCGCUAUAUCGACGACGAUUUCACUCCAACUUGGGAAAGGAAGCCAAAGGUCUUUUUAGAAAGUCCUAUUUCUUAGUACGUCAAGUUAGGGCUGUGUUUUAGAACCAUUUUUCACUUUAGUAGUCAUUAAAUUUAUCAUUUGACGAUUUAGACAUUUGUUUUAGCAAUUACAAAGCUGGACUUUACAUUUUUCUAAACCUGCCAAUCGCAAUCCCUCGUGCACAAACAAUAUUAAAGUUUUAAAUA
Molecule: messenger RNA, 2353 nt
Organism: Cyphomyrmex costatus
Lineage: Eukaryota; Metazoa; Arthropoda; Insecta; Hymenoptera; Formicidae
Gene: cue
Product: Low-density lipoprotein receptor repeat domain-containing protein cueball
Exons: 7
Coding region: 85-1938 (617 amino acids)
Biological process (GO): canonical Wnt signaling pathway
Cellular component (GO): plasma membrane
Molecular function (GO): Wnt-protein binding; Wnt receptor activity
Source: RefSeq, a predicted model, not a curated record